AUGAGGGAUGAGAGAGAAGAGGAGACAGAGGAGAAGAAGGCGCAUUCAUUCAUUCAUUCAAUCAAUCAAUCAAUUCCAGUUUACCAGCCUCAAUUGGGCGCCUCGAUUGGGCUUCAAUACAGCAACAGCAGCAGCACCACGAUCCUACUCCACGGUGGAGUCUGUCUCUCGUUCUCCCCCCGCGAUCCUGCAAAGCCAAUGCCCGCAGGCCCUACCGCAACACCGCAACACCGCAACACCGCAACACCGCAUUAUCGCACAACUCAACCCAAGCCAAUCUCACUGAAGCCUCACUGCGCUGGCUCGGCAGGGAAACCGAGAGUUAGGGUUAUUGCUGCUACUCGGCUGCUACUGCCACUGCUACUGCUACUGCUACGGACCGCGUCAGGAUCAGGAUUAUUAUUGGGGGCAGAUACAGAUACAGGGCGAAGACGGCCAAUUGCACGCGUUUCCCAGCACCAGCUAGUGAUUCAGGAUCAGACUCUUAAUAUUCCGCAAAAGCCACGGCUCCACGACGCGUCUUGGGACGACUGGGAACUGGCUGGGCUUUGCCUCGUGUCCGUCGGUGUCUGUGCCUACGGAGCAUUCAAGUUGCACGCACUAGCAAGCAACCAUCAAUCACAAUCACCAUCACAAUCACAAUCACAACUGCAACGCCCUGCAGCGCAUCGCAGCGCAUUGCACUGGCAAUCUGCUGCAAUCUGCUGCGUUCACGCCUUUGCCCUGCAGUUCGCACAGGCAAUCCCCACUGGCCACAGCCGUUGCGUUGAGCGCUGGCGUGAGCGUCGCAUUCAACAGCUCUCUUUCCCCAGCGAACAGAAAAGGGGCAUUUGGCGGAGUAAGGGGCGAAUGGUAGCAUCGUGCUGGCACCAAUUCGCCCUCCCCGUGACGCGUGGAAUACUCAAGGUCGCUGCUACUGUUGUUGAUGCUUCUGAUAGAUUCCCGAUAUCCUGUCAUUCUGAUAUUCGGGCUCGGCUAGCGGCUGGAGUGGCUCUUUCGCCUGUUCCCUCGCUCUCUUCUCCCCACGCCCGUACCCGCUCCCGCAUUCCCUCCUCCUCCUCCUCCUCUACAACUACACCUCCACGCUCUUUAUACCCUUUCGCAUCCCCUUCCCACCGGCACCUUGCUUCCCCUUUGCUGGCCUCGCUCUCCUUGCGCCUGGAACGGAGCUGCCGAUUAGGAUCCAUAACUUGCUGCGCUGCGCUGCACUGGAAUGGGCGUCAGGGCGGAUCUGGGGUGAAUAUACCAGCUUGCGACGAGUCGCGACGACACACCAGACAAGACAGGACGAGACAGCAUUCCUGGACAACACAACCCCUCCGAUCUCCACCUUCACCUCCCUCCUCCCAACAACUUCCAAACCUCCCUUCAUCUGGCUUCGCAGCAUCUGCGCCAUCAUUGCACUUCAGCUCCGCAGCCUUUGACGCGCAGAGAGACUGCCUUGCGACGUCCCGCUUCGCUGUCGCAAUCGCCGUCACUUUUGCACUAUACACGCUACACAAGCCCAAACCCUCAGCUUUCUCCACCCAACUCCACCCUCAUCGUAUUUCGGUCUCCAUGCCGAACCCUUAA
This is a messenger RNA of Venustampulla echinocandica, 1572 nucleotides long. RefSeq lists its product as uncharacterized. Bases 1 to 1572 code for a protein of 523 amino acids. The record is from RefSeq and is a predicted model, not a curated record. The transcript is spliced from 3 exons. NCBI's taxonomy places the organism in Eukaryota, Fungi, Ascomycota, Leotiomycetes, Helotiales, Pleuroascaceae.